Stegodyphus dumicola is the source of this 1425-nucleotide messenger RNA. RefSeq lists its product as uncharacterized. Lineage: Eukaryota; Metazoa; Arthropoda; Arachnida; Araneae; Eresidae. The record is from RefSeq and is a predicted model, not a curated record.
AUGCCUAUGAAAGACGAACAAUUAGGGAAUUCAAAGCAUUUAGCCAACAUUAGACUCAAUCAAUUAGUUAAACGUCUUAUCAAAAACGCUACAUUGCAACAUUUAUAUCAAGAUUUCAUAACAGAAUAUGAAAAUUUGGACCAUAUGGAAAGGGUCGAUGAUAAUUCAAAACCGGAACUUGAAUAUUACCUCCCCCAUCAUGGAGUAUAUAGACCAGAGAAGUCAAGUACAAAAUUAAGAGUUGUGUUUAAUGCUAGUGCCCCAAGCUCAAAUGGAUUAAGUUUGAAUGAUUUACUUUUAGCGGGAGCAGUCCAAGAAGAUACUUUUGAUAUUCUUGUGAGAUUUAGAAAACAUCAAGUUGCAGUUAUUGUGGAUAUACAAAAAAUGUACCGGCAAAUUUUAGUUGAUGAAUCCCAAAGAGACUUACUUCGAAUCUUAUGGAAGAGAAACCUUAGCGACUCACCUGUGACAUAUAGACUCAAAACGGUGACUUAUGGUACUAAAAGUGCUCCAUUUUUAGCCAUUAGAUGCAUAAAGCAAGUUGCAUAUGACGAAAUGCAUAAAUAUCCUGAAGCUGCCAAAGCUGUCUUGUCAGACUGUUAUGUUGAUGAUGUCAUCUCUGGUUCAUCAAACUUAGACUCAGCAAGGGAAUUGAAAAAUCAGCUUAUACAGCUUUUUCAUAGUUGUGGAAUGACUUUGCACAAAUGGAACUCUAAUUCUCCUGAACUGUUGGAUAGCCCUUCUACAAGCUCUGAGCUUUCAUUCUCCUCCAAAAGUGAUAAUGUGGUUAAAGCUUUAGGUAUUACAUGGAAUUCUCAGAAGGAUGAAUUCAGCUUUAAAGUCUCAAUCAAGGAGAAAUCAUCAUAUACCAAAAGAGACAUUUUAUCGACAAUUGCCAGACUUUAUGAUCCUUUAGGACUGAUUGGUCCGGUAAUCACCAAAGCCAAGAUAUUUUUACAGAAAUUAUGGGUUCAAAAACUGAGUUGGGAUGAACCACUUUUUGCAACUAUUGCUCACGAAUGGCAACAAAUAGUUUCAAAUUUAAAGGCUGUUGAAAACAUAAAAAUUAAUCGUUGCAUCCUCUCCAAUCAUCCAAGCAAGAUUUCACUCAUUGGAUAUGCAGAUGCUUCGGAAGCCGCUUAUGGUGCAGUUGUCUACUUGAUUUGUGUCGAUGAAGAUCACAGCUCGUCAUCUCAUCUACUAGCCAGCAAAUCUCGUGUGGCUCCAUUGAAAACCUUUAUCUAUUCCAAGAUUGGAACUUUGUGCAUGUUUCUGUCCAAUCUGAAAGGUCCAGUGAAGAAAACAGGCCCCAUUAGUAGCACUGAAUAUCAAGAUGCGGAAAUGCACUUGAUAAAAAUGGUUCAGGUAAUAGAAUUUGCAGAGGAGAUUAAAUCACUUCAAGAUCAGAGAGUAAUCAAAAGUCAG